This is a messenger RNA of Alligator mississippiensis (American alligator), 736 nucleotides long. RefSeq names its product pre-rRNA-processing protein TSR1 homolog. NCBI's taxonomy places the organism in Eukaryota, Metazoa, Chordata, Crocodylia, Alligatoridae. The transcript is spliced from 4 exons. Gene Ontology annotation, molecular function: U3 snoRNA binding; GTPase activity; GTP binding. The record is from RefSeq and is a predicted model, not a curated record. Gene Ontology annotation, cellular component: preribosome, small subunit precursor. Gene Ontology annotation, biological process: endonucleolytic cleavage of tricistronic rRNA transcript (SSU-rRNA, 5.8S rRNA, LSU-rRNA); maturation of SSU-rRNA from tricistronic rRNA transcript (SSU-rRNA, 5.8S rRNA, LSU-rRNA); ribosome biogenesis. The coding region runs from base 213 to 605 and encodes 130 amino acids.
CCUUUCUGGCAGGCUCCUCCUCGUGCCCCCGUCCUUGGAGCCAGCGUCUCAGCGAGGGGCCGCAGCGUGACAGGAGCAGGACUUGGGGCAGAAGGGCCCCCGGGACGUGUCGUGUGGUGUGGUGUCUGCAAGGGUGACUCCGGGCAGCCAGACGGGCGUGCGGGGCCUGCACCCGUCCCUUCGAAGCAGCCAAGGCCCCAGGGGCGACAGGAAUGCACGACCUCCUGGCCACAGGCUCUUUGCUGGCGGUGGACCCAGACAGGCUCAUCAUCAAGAGGCUGGUACUUAGCGGUCACCCCUUCAAAAUUUUCAGCAAGACGGCAGUCGUGCGGUACAUGUUCUUUAACAGAGAGGAUGUGCUGUGGUUUAAGCCCGUUGAGCUGAGAACAAAAUGGGGCCGCAGGGGACACAUCAAGGAGCCACUAGGGACCUGUGGCCACAUGAAGUGCCACUUUGAUGGACAGCUGAAGUCCCAGGACACGGUGCUGAUGAACCUGUACAAACGCGUCUUUCCCAAGUGGACGUAUGACCCGUAUGUGCCAGAGCCGGUGGCGUGGGUGAGAAACGAGGAGCCUGCCCCCGUGCCAGAGGUGGACACGGAGUAGCUCUUCGGAACCCGCGUCCAGGAUUCCCGAGGAGUCUCCUGGGUGCAGGCGUGUGUUAGCGUAGUGCCUUCCCACGCUGCUGCAGCCUCCGUUGUAUCUAUUUCAGUGGCAAAUAUACGGUGCAGCCUACA